Molecule: messenger RNA, 125 nt
Organism: Scutellospora calospora
Lineage: Eukaryota; Fungi; Glomeromycota; Glomeromycetes; Diversisporales; Gigasporaceae
Source: the annotation of a GenBank genome assembly
AGAUCUCAUGCUUAUAGAAGCAAUCGAUCUUUUAGCUCCUAUAAGAUUUUUAAGAGCAAUAGGAGUUAUAAGUCUUAAAAGUAUUAUAAGACUUAUAAGAGCAAUAGGAGUUAUAAGUCUUAAAA